GAACCAAAACCAUAAACAAAGUUAUAACCAUGUGCACACCAUGGACAAUGACAUGGCAUGUAAGAGGGAGAGUUAGGAGCUGCACUUCAUGUUUCUCCGCAUGCAAGUUACCUUUAGGUGCACACCAUCAUGAAGAUGAUCAUGAAUUGGGUUCUUCCCCUCAAGUGGCUGCAGAUAGAAAAAGUGUGGCAUUUGACAAGAAAAAAGACAAUAUCAUCAAUCCUAUGCAUAACAAAAAGUUGUCACGGGCAAACAAAAAAUGCAACAAAAGGAUUCAGAAAAAAGAUCAAAUGGAAAAGGAUGAAGAUGGAGUUCUAAUUGAAAACUUGGUUGAUGAACCAACAUGGUCACUCUCAGGUUAUGAUGAUUAUAUAGUGUUCUGCUUUAGAGAGGAUGGAGCAUUUGAUGUUGUCAAAGAUUACAAGGGUGUUAAGUCUGAGACCCACAGAGGUGUUGAUGAAAAUCAUAAAAUUUCAAAGACUCUGAAUAGAAAGCUUGAAUAUGGUGGGGAUGCAGAUCAAGUUAGGGAUGAAAACAUACAUGAGAAAAGAUCAAAUGAAAAACGGUGGGAUACUUAUCAUCACAAUCAAGAUUAUGUUACCCUUUUGAAAGAGGAUGAGAAAAGGAAGAACAAAUGCUUGAGUAGAAAUCAAGACAGCAUAAGAAGGGCAUGCUGGGUUGAAGAGAUUAAAGACUGUGGAAUGUUAUCUACUGAAUCAGUGGACUCUAUUCAUUCUGAAAGCACCACAUGUUCUUUUUCCUUCCCUGUGUAA
Cajanus cajan (pigeon pea) is the source of this 773-nucleotide messenger RNA. The record is from RefSeq and is a predicted model, not a curated record. Lineage: Eukaryota; Viridiplantae; Streptophyta; Magnoliopsida; Fabales; Fabaceae.